AUGGAAACCGGAAAUAACGCACAUAGUGAUGCUGGAGCCAAGCACCAACAACGUGGAUUGGAUAUUUAUAGCGCGGAAGCAUACCUAGACUCUACAUAUGACCGGCAUAAAAAUGAACAACUUGCUGCAUUGUAUGAUGAAAGGUUCCAUGAAGAAAUUGGAAGACAUCCAAAUCUAUGCAAGCCAUGGGUAGAACAUAUAAAUCUACUAAAAUCACUUAGACAUCCAGAUGGAUAUGGACGGGUAUACAGAGUUAGGGAUAUAUGCACCCUUGAAAAGGUAAACCAAACGGAACGCAAACGCAGUGACCCCGAUACACCAGAUGAUAUUACUAAUAGGAUAUUGAACACAUACGAAAGGGCUGUCAAACGUGUACCGCUCAGCUACAAGGUAUGGUUCGGAUAUAUCAAAGAUAGCAUAGAAGCUAUACAAAAACCAUUCUAUGGGGAUCCUAUAUCACACAUGCGAAUUAAUACAAUUUUCGAAAGAUGUCUAGUACAUGUAUACGCAGCACCAGCAAUAUACAUACUCUAUGGACAGUUCUUAAGAACGCAAAAUAUGAUCACCAGAACAAGAAAAACCUAUGAUAGAGCGUUACUCAACCUACCAAUCACACAACAUCAUUUAAUAUGGGACCAAUAUCUACAAUUUGUAAAACACGUAGACAUCCUCCCCAUGGCAAAGGCUGUACUCAAACGAUACAUACAGCUCAAACCAAACACCAGAGAAACAUUAUACCAAAUACUCAAACGACAUAAGCAGUAUGAUGAAGCAUGUGUGGUGUUAUGCGAACUACUCAACGAUGGUAACUUCGUUUCGGAAAGUGGGAAGACACAAUAUGACCUUUGGCUAGAACUAUGCCAACUCAUCAGAGAUAAUCCACACCAAAUUAAAACUAUACCAAUAGAUGCAAUUAUCAAAGAAGGCAUAGGAAAAUACAGUGACCAAGUUGCACAAUUGUGGAUAAUACUGGCAGAUAUACAUAUUCUCAGGGGUCAAAUGCACAAUGCCAGAGAUGUAUAUGAGGAAGCUCUGAAAUCGGUAACAACGGUACAAGAUUUCUCAACAAUAUUCGAUGUAUAUGCAAAGUUCCUUGAAAAAUAUGCAAAGGAACGCAAGAAAAUUAAAAAAAAUGAUAUAGAUGUUGUCAUCACUGUUGACAGGUUAGAAAACCUUAUCAACAAUAGGGCAACACUAUUGGCAAAAGUCAAACUCAAACAGAAUGUACACAACGUCUACAAUUGGUUGCACUAUGCAAAACUCAUGGAAAAUGAUGUACAAAGGACAAAACAGAUAUUCCAAGAAGCGGUGGAAACCGUUGACCCCAAAAGGUCAGUAGGUAGGGUAACUGAAUUGUGGACCACUUAUGCAUCAUAUUUCGAGAACAGGGACGAUAUCACAACAGCAGACCAGAUAUAUGAAAAGGGAGUAGAGGGUAAUUUCAAGUUCGUCGAUGAUCUUGCAUCGGUAUGGUGUGCUUGGGUAGAAAUGCAUAUAAGGCAUAACAAUUUUAAAAGGGCAUUGGAAUUAGCAAGACAAGCUGUUGAUGUAAGAAAUAAAAAGGAACCAAACUAUGUUCAACAAAGGCUAUAUAGAUCAGUAAAACUAUGGAGUUUAUGUCUCGAUCUAGAACAAAAUCUAGGAACUAUUGCUACAGCUAGAGCAACUUUCGAUCUCAUGGUUGAACUCAAAGUAGUUACACCGCAAAUCGCACUCAAUUUCGCAAUGUACCUGGAAGAUAAUAAAUACUUCGAAGCAGCUUUCAGCGCAUUCGAAAAGUGCGUCGCACUAUUCAAGUGGCCACAACUAUAUUAUCUAUACCUGCCGUAUCUAACCAAGUUUGUAAAGAGGUAUAGAGGGACUAAACUUGAACGCGCGAGGGAAAUAUUCGAUCAAUGCUUACACUCAGGACAAGAUUCGAAAAAUAAAGAUAUACCGCCGCAAUAUGUCAAGUACCUAUACUUCCUAUAUGCAAAUAUGGAAGAAGAGUUUGGACUAGUACGACGAUGCUUGGGGAUACUCAAGGACGCCACCAAAUGUGCCGCAAAAGAGGACCAACUGACCAUGAUCAAACUGUAUAUCGCAAAAACUACGGAAUUCUACGGAAUAGUACAGACACGCAAUAUUUACCAAGAAUGCCUACAGUUUGUCGACGACGAUAAUGCAAGAAAACUAUGCGAAAUGUAUAUACAGAUGGAACGUGGACUCGGAGAAAUAGAUAGAGCACGCGCUAUUUAUACGUACUGCGCACAACUAUGCGAUCCUGCAAAACAUGAACAGUUCUGGAAAGAUUGGCGUGAAUUUGAGGUUUUGCAUGGAAACGAGGAAUGCUUCAGGGAAAUGCUACGCAUCAAACGCACUAUACAAGCCAAAUUUACAAAAGUACACUUCAAUACAGAAGAAAUUGAAAUGGAAAAUUAA
Molecule: messenger RNA, 2421 nt
Organism: Babesia sp. Xinjiang
Lineage: Eukaryota; Apicomplexa; Aconoidasida; Piroplasmida; Babesiidae
Product: Pre-mRNA-splicing factor SYF1
Exons: 1
Coding region: 1-2421 (806 amino acids)
Biological process (GO): generation of catalytic spliceosome for first transesterification step; mRNA splicing, via spliceosome
Cellular component (GO): U2-type catalytic step 2 spliceosome; post-mRNA release spliceosomal complex; Prp19 complex
Molecular function (GO): protein binding
Source: RefSeq, a predicted model, not a curated record